AUCUUAUCACAAACAUGGUUGAACCAAUCCCCAAAAAGCGAAGAUUGGGCAAUGCAGGCCAGUCCCUCGAACCCCAACCAAGCUUCACCGACGUUCUGGAGCAACUGGAAGCCGAGGAAGAUGCAAGUGGAGAGUCAAUGGAAACCUCAAAGGCUUGGCCACGCCCCCCUCUCAAGCCUGUUGAUCCUCGCAAAGACACCCUUGUCUUUCAGCAGAUCGAGGUUACCGAGUCAACGCACAUCAAGCAUGGGACAACGUUGAGGCUGUUCGGUGUCACACGUGAAGGAAACUCUGUCUUGGCGCAGGUGUGGGGCUUUAAGCCGUACUUUUACGUGGCCGCCCCCAGCGGCUUCCUCAGUCAAGACCUCGGCGCUCUCAAGGACACCCUCAAUUCAUCAGCAGCAACGAUGACGCCCGUUGUUUCCAACUGCGUGAUUGUCAAUCGCAAGUCGCUGUGGGGCUACAAGGGUGACGAGUCUGUCCCGUUCAUCAAGAUUCUCGAUUUCAAUGGUCUGUUUCCUCAAGAAGUCAUGACGUACGAGAGUAACAUUGCCUACACCUUGCGUUUCAUGAUUGACACCAAGCUCGUGGGUAUGAACUGGGUGGAGGCUCCGGCAGGACGGUACGAGGUAGUACACGCCUCCGACAAACGGUCACAUUGUCAAUUGGAGGUCAUUCUCAACUACCAAGACCUCGUGUCUCACGCUCCAGACGGAGAGUGGCUGAAAAUCGCCCCUCUUCGCGUGCUGAGUUUCGAUAUCGAGUGUGCCGGUCGCAAAGGUAUCUUUCCAGAGGCCCAAAUCGAUCCCGUCAUCCAGAUCGCAUCAAUGGUUACAAGGCAUGGCGAGAACAAGCCAUUCAUCCGUAAUGUCUUCACUCUGAAUACAUGCGCACAUAUUGUCGGUUCCCAAGUCCUCGAGUUCAAGGACGAGCGCGACCUUCUUCUCGAAUGGCAGCGGUUUGUUGAACAAGUGGAUCCAGACCUUAUCAUUGGUUACAAUAUCGCAAACUUCGACUUGCCGUAUCUUCUGGAUCGUGCCAAAGCUCUGAAGGUUCCAAACUUUGCCUACCUCGGUCGGCUGCUAGGUGUCAAGUCGGAGGUACGCGAUACGCACUUCUCCUCCAAGGCCUUCGGUCAACGAGAUUCCAAAGCCGUCAACAUCGAUGGCCGCCUGCAGAUGGACAUUCUUCAAGUUAUCCAGCGUGAUCACAAGCUCCGCAGCUAUACGCUCAACGCCGUCUGCGCUCAGUUCCUUCAAGAACAGAAGGAGGAUGUCCACCACUCUAUAAUUACCGAGCUGCAAAAUGGCACAGCAGAUUCCCGUCGUCGUCUUGCAGUGUACUGUUUGAAGGACGCCUAUCUCCCCCAACGCCUGCUUGACAAACUCAUGUUCCUUGUCAACUAUACCGAACUUGCACGAGUGACAGGCAUUCCUUUCAACGAUGUUCUCACCCGUGGUCAGCAGAUCCGUGUCAUCUCGCAGCUCUAUCGCAGUGCCGGUGAUACAGGUUACCUGAUCCCAGCCAUGCGAAGCGAAGGCACAGACGAGCAGUACGAAGGAGCAACUGUCAUUGAGCCGAACAAGGGGUUUUAUGACGCUCCUAUCGCGACCCUCGAUUUCGCGUCUCUUUACCCUUCCAUCAUGAUGGCCCAUAAUCUCUGCUACACGUCCCUGCUCGACAAGGCGACGAUCGAGCGUCUGAGACUAGUCGAGGGCGAGGACUAUGUUCAGACACCAAACAACGACUUCUUUGUCACUUCGAAGAAGCGAAAGGGCCUUCUGCCUCACAUUCUUGAGAACUUGCUGUCCGCGCGUAAGCGUGCGAAAGCAGAUCUCAAGGUCGAGAAGGAUCCGUUCAAGAAGGCAGUGUUGGAUGGCCGACAUGCAAACUCAGUGUACGGCUUCACAGGUGCCACCGUCGGCAAGCUGCCUUGCCUUGCCAUCUCGACCUCAGUCACUGCGUAUGGCCGCCAAAUGAUCGAGUUCACGAAGCGAGAGGUGGAGACCGAGUAUGCUAUCAAGAAUGGCUAUGAUCAUGACGCCAAGGUCAUCUACGGCGACACGGACUCGGUCAUGGUGAAGUUUGGGUGUCCAGACCUGCCCACGGCAAUGCGGCUAGGGGCCGAAGCGGCUGAGCUUGUGUCAGCGAAGUUUAAGAAACCCAUCAAGCUGGAGUUCGAGAAGGUCUACUUCCCAUAUCUCCUUAUCUCCAAGAAGCGCUACGCUGGACUCUACUGGACUCGGCCGGAGAAGUUUGACAAGAUGGAUACGAAAGGCAUUGAAACUGUCCGUCGUGACAAUUGCCGCCUUGUGUCGACGAUGAUUGGCACCUGCCUGGAUAAGAUGUUGAUCGAACGAGACGUAAAGGGCGCCGAAGACUACGUCAAGCAGACCAUCGCGGAUCUGCUGCAGAAUAAGAUUGACAUGUCGCAACUGGUUAUCACCAAGGCUUUGGCCAAGACAGACUAUGCGGGCAAACAAGCACACGUCGAAUUGGCAGAGAGGAUGAAGAAGCGUGAUGCUGGAUCUGCCCCUUCUCUUGGUGACCGUGUGGCAUAUGUCAUUGUCAAAGGAAUCAAAGGCGCCGCUGCAUACGAGAAGUCUGAAGACCCACUGUAUGUGCUCGAGCACAACGUUCCCAUCGACACGAGGUACUACUUGGAGAAUCAGUUGGCCAAGCCUCUGAUGCGUAUCUUCGAACCGAUUUUGGGCGAGAAGGCCAACAGUCUCCUUGCUGGUGACCACACUCGCAGUAUCCAGAUUGCGACACCCACUGUUGGCGGUCUGAUGAAGUUUGCGGUGAAGACCGUGACUUGCAUCGGGUGCCGUACCCCUCUGAAGAAGGCGAACAACGUGUGCGUCAACUGCCGCCCACAGCUUGCCGAGUUGUACCAAAAACAGGUGUCUUCAACCUCGGCGCUCCAGGUCGAUUUUGCGCGCCUGUGGACUCAGUGCCAGAGGUGUCAAGGGUCAUUGCACCAGGAUGUGAUCUGCACGUCGGCGGACUGCCCAAUCUAUUACCGUCGGACUGCCAGGCAAAAGGAGGUCACAGCGGCAGUUGCCCAGCUAGAUCGGUUCGGCGAAGAGCUUGUGUGGUGAAUGGUACAGGGAUUCUUUGCGAGGCACAAAGCGUGCCCCUGGUGAACACGCUCGCGAGCGGGCUAUGUAGAUUCUGUUCAUGAAGAGCGCAUGCAUGUGACAC
This is a messenger RNA of Vanrija pseudolonga, 3204 nucleotides long. It is a transcript of the gene pol3, whose product is annotated as DNA polymerase delta catalytic subunit. The coding region runs from base 15 to 3101 and encodes 1028 amino acids. Gene Ontology annotation, cellular component: delta DNA polymerase complex. NCBI's taxonomy places the organism in Eukaryota, Fungi, Basidiomycota, Tremellomycetes, Trichosporonales, Trichosporonaceae. Gene Ontology annotation, molecular function: DNA-directed DNA polymerase activity; nucleotide binding; DNA binding. The transcript has 22 exons. The record is from RefSeq and is a predicted model, not a curated record. Gene Ontology annotation, biological process: base-excision repair, gap-filling; DNA-templated DNA replication; DNA replication proofreading.